Molecule: messenger RNA, 1726 nt
Organism: Ilyonectria robusta
Lineage: Eukaryota; Fungi; Ascomycota; Sordariomycetes; Hypocreales; Nectriaceae
Product: fatty acid desaturase
Exons: 4
Coding region: 415-1614 (399 amino acids)
Biological process (GO): lipid metabolic process
Molecular function (GO): oxidoreductase activity
Source: RefSeq, a predicted model, not a curated record
CUUGUCUCUUCCUUGACUCUCUCGCCCCAACCCUAUUCCCCUCCGCCUCAAUGCUUCUUCUUCCUCCUCCUCCUCCUCCUCCUCCUCCUCCCUCUCCAGGAUUUCCCGCAUUGUGGACCCGGCAUACUCGCUGCGUGGCCAAACGGCCGCCGUCUCAUUGGCCGCUGCUAAAGUGUCGGGAGUCUGGACCCCUAUUUUCGAGAUUGGCGUUGGGACAGCGGAGCCUCGUUUGGUGCUAUGGCUUGAUUAGGCCAAGACAACGGACCCUACCAAGUUAAAUCUGUCCCCCAGAGGCCGAAGAUUUUUCCACUUCUCUUCUCCUUCACAGCUUUAACCAGUGUCGAUUCCGCCAUUGGAGCCCAUUGUCAGCUUCUCUAGAUUUCAUUUCCUUCUCGCACACAGCUAGGAUCCAUCAUGGCGGUCCGGCAGCGCACCUACUCGACCACCGCUACUAUGGUGGUCGAGAAGCCCGAGUUCACAACCUCAGAACCCGUUUUCCCCGACAUCAAGACCAUCAAGGAUGCUAUCCCCGCCCAUUGCUUCCAGCCGUCGCUGGUCACCUCGUACUACUACGUCUUCCGCGACCUGACCAUGGUCUCGGCCCUCGUCUGGGCUGCCCUCACCUUCAUCCCCUCCAUCCCCGACCCGUACCUCCGCGUCACCGCCUGGAUGGUCUACGGCUUCGUCCAGGGCCUCAUCUGCACCGGCAUCUGGAUCCUGGGCCACGAGUGCGGCCACGGCGCCUUCUCCCUGCACAACAAGGUCAACAACAUCACCGGCUGGGCCCUGCACAGCUUCCUCCUGGUGCCCUUCUUCUCGUGGAAGUUCUCGCACCACCGCCACCACCUCUACCACGGCCACAUGGAGAAGGACAUGGCCUUUGUCCCCGCCACCGCCCCCAAGACGUCCCGCCAGACCCUGUUCGCCGGCAUUGGCCUCGAGGAGCUCUUUGACGACACGCCCAUCUCGCAGAUGCUGCGCCUCAUCGGCCACCAGCUCUUCGGCUGGCAGAUCUACCUGCUCUUCAAUGCCACCUCGGGCAAGGGCUCCCAGCAGCGCGAGACCAAGGGCCUCGCCAAGUGGUUCCGCGUCAGCCACUUCGACCCCACCAGCGCCGUGUUCCGUCCCAGCGAGGCCAUCUUCAUCUUCCUCUCCGACGUCGGCCUGGCCAUCAUGGGCACCGUGCUGUACUUUGUCGCCCAGAAGAUUGGCGGCCUCAACACCUUCCUCCUCUACGGCGUGCCUUACAUCUGGGUUCACCACUGGCUCGUGGCCAUCACCUAUCUGCACCACCACCACUCCGAGGUCCCUCACUACACUCCCGAGGGCUGGUCCUACGUCAAGGGUGCCCUGGCUACCGUUGACCGGGAGUUCGGCUUCAUUGGCAAGCACCUCUUCCACGGCAUCAUCGAGAAGCACGUCAUCCACCACCUCUUCCCUCGCAUCCCCUUCUACAAGGCUGAUGAGGCUACCGAGGCUGUCAUGCCCGUGAUUGGCAAGCACUACGUCCGAGACGACCGUAACUUCCUCGGCCAGCUCUGGUCCGUCUUCGGCACGCUCAAGUAUGUUGAGCAUGACCCCGCUCGCCCGGGUGCCAUGCGCUGGGCGAAGUAAAGGGCUCAUAGACGAGUCCAGCACCGGAGAAAAGAUUUAGACGAACUUUGAUAGAACGUGAUAGAACUAGAAUAGAGAAGACCUAGACAUCUAUGAAGCGACAUUUUCUCUG